This is a messenger RNA of Sorex araneus (European shrew), 2312 nucleotides long. It is a transcript of the gene DNAI7, whose product is annotated as dynein axonemal intermediate chain 7. Gene Ontology annotation, cellular component: axoneme. Bases 59 to 2248 code for a protein of 729 amino acids. The transcript is spliced from 15 exons. NCBI's taxonomy places the organism in Eukaryota, Metazoa, Chordata, Mammalia, Eulipotyphla, Soricidae. The record is from RefSeq and is a predicted model, not a curated record. Gene Ontology annotation, molecular function: beta-tubulin binding; microtubule binding.
CAAGGCAAAAAAGGCUGAUGGGAAGAAGAAGAAGAUCUCCAAGGCUCAGCGGCUGAAGAUGCAGCAGGAAGAGGAGGAGAGACGGCUGAAAGAGGAAGAGGAAGCACGUUUGAAGAAAGAAAGAGAAGAGUUCGAAAGGCUCGAAAAGAAGCGCCUUGAGCAAGAAAAAUGGGAAAAACUUGAAGCAAAAGACCUUGAAAGGAAAAACGAGGAGGCCGCGGAACUUUCUUUGCUGGAAAGGUGUUUUUCCAAGGCAGAGCAAAUGAAACGAGAAGUUCGCCUGAUUUCUCAGUGGAAGCACUAUCUUCAGUGCGAUGGACACCCCGACCCUACGGUCGCCCAGGAAAUCAACACUUACAUCAGCCUGUGGCGGGAGGAGACCAACGAGACCUUCGAGCAGGUGAUCCAGAAGAGUGACCAGGUGCUGAGUCUAAUCGAUAAACUGACGCUGAUGUUAUUCGAGACUCCACCGUUUGAUCUGCAACAUAAAAAUAUAACACAAUACAAAGGGUCGAUUCUUGAGCUCCAAGACCUCCUUUUCCUGAAGUUUAAUCGAGCCACAGAAAUACUUCUCAGACAAGCCAGCGCCUUAGCAGACCUGGACAGUGGGAAUAUGGAAAAAGUCAUCCAAGCGGAAAACAUCACUGUCUACCUGUGGGCGAACCUCAAGAAGAACCCAAGGCAGCGCAGCGUCCGCUUCUGCGGCUCGGAGAUCGGCUUCGAGAUCCCCAGGGUGCUGGCCACGAGCGACAUCGCCCUCCGGCUCCUGCACACCCACUUCGAUCACGUCUCCCCGCUGCCCACCGUGACCCCCUUCGACCACGCCCCCGAGCCCGGCGGAGAGGACACGGCGGUGAAGGCGGCGGGCAGCGCGCUGGCCGAGACGGCGGCUAGCCCCGAGCCCGAGGCGGCGGCGGGCAGCCCCGAGCCGGAGGCCGCGGGCAGCUCCGAGGCCGAGGCGCUGGACAGCCUGGUGGAGAGCCCCACCGAGGACCUGCUGUCCGCGCAGGACGAGGAGGCGGAGGUGCAGGAGGAGGCGCCCGAGGAGCCCCGGCCAGAGAGCAGCCUGCACGUGACCGUGGGGGAGGAGGAAGACCCCAAAGCCGGCACGCAGGAGCUGGAGCUGGCACUGCUAAGCCAGAGGGUCUCGGCAGCGCAGCUGAAGAUGCUGGAGAACGUGCAGGACAAGCCCCACUUCUUCGAAGACGACGAGGUAGACAUGUGCCAGUUCUCCACCCUGGGUGGCGUGUACCACCUGGACGUUCUGGAGCUGCCGCCGCAGUGCAAGCCAAUGAAGGGCUGGGUGAUCGUGCGGGUGCUCCAGGAAGGGUUACAGAAAUACAUCUACCCGCCAGAAACCACGGAAGAGGCAGACGUGGAAAACGCCUUCCCGCCCAUCGAGGUCACGCUGCAGGUCCACAAGAAUGUCGUCUUCUUUGAGAAUCCCCUGGUGGCCAGGUGGGACCCUCAAGUCAAACUCUGGAAGACGGACGGCAUCAGCCACACCUCCUACAACCCAGAGAGCAGGCUUGUGUCCUUCAGCAUGGACACCUUCAGCCCCGUCACUCUGAUCCAGGACACGCACAUUAACAUGCCUUUCCAGUACUGGGAACUUGUGCCCCUCGACGUGAACCAGGCGCUUUUCACCGUGAAGACGGUGUUUGCUAAGAUUCAGAUCCACAUCAAGGACAACCUCUGUCUGCUAGCCUCCCUUGACUUACGUAACAACCAGGACUUCACUUUUCUGGAAGGAAAAUGGAUGACGCCCAUUUCUUUCAUUCUUGCCUUAAAAAACGCCGGACUGAACAUUUUCCCCUCUGGACACUCUCACUUCUACGUGCUUAUAAACUAUAAGAGCCCCAAGGUGGAGGUGAAGACUUACCAGCAAAUGGCCCUGCUGAGCUCCGCCUUCGCCUUCGGCUGGAGCAAGUGGAACAUACACUGUGACUCCAGGAAAGCCAUCUUUAAGGCCAGGGAGCACAACCCCGAAGAGGAGUCGAUUCAGGACAUCGACUGCAUGAUCGUCAUGUUCACGGGCGACCGCGCCCAGAGGCUGCACGUCAGCGAGUACAGCGAGGACUUCUCGGAGCAGCCCCAGGAGGGCUCGGAGUUCCACUCGACCCUGUACCACAUGGUCACGGGCGUGGCCUCCCCCGCUGCCCUGGACAACAUCAGGAACUCCAGCGCCCUCUUCGUGGACACCGUCUGCCACAUGCUGCUGUCCACCCGCCCGCUCAGCUACUCGUAGUCCCGCCUCAGCCCUGCGCAGGGACUCGGGUGGCGGGGGCCAUUAAAGCCGUCUUCCCGGUGCA